Molecule: messenger RNA, 3082 nt
Organism: Phyllostomus discolor (pale spear-nosed bat)
Lineage: Eukaryota; Metazoa; Chordata; Mammalia; Chiroptera; Phyllostomidae
Gene: PCSK1
Product: proprotein convertase subtilisin/kexin type 1
Exons: 14
Coding region: 440-2701 (753 amino acids)
Biological process (GO): protein processing
Cellular component (GO): Golgi membrane; trans-Golgi network
Molecular function (GO): serine-type endopeptidase activity
Source: RefSeq, a predicted model, not a curated record
UGAAGGUGUUUCUCACAGCUACAGAAUUUACACAGGGACAGAGUUAACUGAUCCCAGCAAACGGUUCCUUCCUUUUCAUAAUCCCUCACUGCUUAUUUUAGCCGCUUCUCCACCCCGCCAGGAAUACCAUCCAGAUCUUAGUCCAGGUAGAUCUGACGUCAAGAGAUGGCUUUCGUAGAUUUGACGUGUAAACACUCAUUUCCAUUCCAGCUGGGAAGGGCUGGGGCUCCACUCAGCCGGGAGACGAAAGAACUGCACUUAGCGCUCGCCACCGCCACCGCCCAGCUUCUCCUCGCGUCCCUCCUAUCUCCUCGCAGAGCAACCGGGCGAGAAGUGGUCCAGAGCCCGAGGGUGGAAGGAGUGAAUCUUUCUGGCUUUUUUCCUGUCUUGCUUCUUUUCCCCUCUGCUUCCCACUUCUGUGCAAGCGAGUGUGUCAGCUAUGGAGCGAAGAGCCUGGACUCUGCAGUGCACUGCUUUCGUUCUCUUUUGCACUUGGUGUGCACUGAACAGUGUAAAAGCGAAGAGACAGUUUGUGAACGAAUGGGCGGCGGAGAUCCCUGGGGGACCAGAAGCAGCCUCGGCCAUAGCCGAGGAGCUGGGCUAUGACCUUUUGGGUCAGAUUGGAUCACUUGAAAAUCAUUACUUAUUCAGACAUAAAAACCAUCCCAGAAGGUCUCGAAGGAGUGCCCUUCAUAUCACUAAGAGAUUAUCUGAUGAUGACCGUGUGAUAUGGGCUGAACAACAGUAUGAAAAAGAGAGAAGUAAACGUUCCAUUCUGAGAGACUCAGCACUACAUCUCUUCAAUGAUCCCAUGUGGAAUCAGCAGUGGUACUUGCAAGAUACCAGGAUGACUGCGUCCCUGCCCAAGCUGGAUCUCCAUGUGAUACCUGUUUGGCAAAAAGGCAUCACAGGCAAAGGAGUUGUUAUCACUGUACUGGAUGAUGGCUUGGAGUGGAAUCACACAGACAUCUAUGCCAAUUAUGAUCCAGAGGCUAGCUAUGAUUUUAAUGAUAACGACCAUGAUCCAUUUCCCCGAUAUGAUCCUACAAAUGAGAACAAACAUGGGACCAGAUGUGCAGGAGAAAUUGCCAUGCAAGCAAAUAAUCACAAGUGUGGGGUCGGAGUUGCAUAUAAUUCCAAAGUCGGAGGUAUAAGAAUGCUGGAUGGCAUUGUGACAGAUGCUAUUGAAGCCAGUUCAAUUGGAUUCAAUCCUGGACAUGUGGAUAUUUAUAGUGCAAGCUGGGGCCCUAAUGAUGAUGGGAAAACUGUGGAGGGGCCUGGCCGACUAGCCCAGAAGGCUUUUGAAUAUGGUGUUAAACAGGGGAGACAAGGAAAAGGCUCCAUUUUCGUCUGGGCUUCUGGGAAUGGAGGGCGUCAGGGAGACAACUGUGACUGUGAUGGGUACACAGACAGCAUCUACACCAUCUCCAUCAGCAGUGCCUCACAGCAGGGCCUGUCCCCCUGGUACGCCGAGAAGUGCUCCUCCACACUGGCCACCUCAUACAGCAGCGGGGACUACACCGACCAGCGGAUCACGAGCGCUGACCUGCACAAUGACUGCACAGAGACCCACACAGGCACCUCGGCCUCGGCACCCCUGGCUGCUGGCAUCUUCGCCCUGGCCCUGGAAGCAAACCCAAAUCUCACCUGGCGAGAUAUGCAGCACUUGGUUGUCUGGACCUCUGAGUAUGACCCACUGGCCAAUAACCCUGGAUGGAAAAAGAAUGGAGCAGGCUUGAUGGUGAAUAGUCGAUUUGGAUUUGGACUGCUAAAUGCCAAAGCUCUGGUAGACUUAGCUGAUCCGAGAACCUGGAACAGCGUGCCUGAGAAGAAACAGUGUGUUGUAAAAGAUAAUGACUUUGAGCCCAGAGCCCUAAAAGCUAAUGGAGAAGUUAUCAUUGAGAUUCCAACAAGAGCUUGUGAAGGGCAGGAAAAUGCUAUCAAGUCCCUGGAACAUGUACAAUUUGAAGCAACAAUUGAAUAUUCUCGAAGAGGAGACCUUCAUGUCACACUCACCUCUGCUGCUGGAACCAACACUGUUCUGUUGGCUGAAAGAGAGCGGGACACAUCUCCUAAUGGCUUUAAAAAUUGGGACUUCAUGUCUGUUCACACGUGGGGAGAGAAUCCAAUAGGCACCUGGACUUUGCGAGUUGCAGACAUGUCCGGGAGAGUGCAAAACGAAGGGAGAAUUGUGAGCUGGAAGCUGAUUUUGCAUGGGACCUCCUCUCAGCCAGAGCACAUGAAGCAGCCUCGUGUGUACACCUCCUACAACACAGUGCAGAACGACAGAAGAGGGGUGGAGAAGAUGACGGAGUCAGGGGAGGAGCAGCCCUUGGAAGAGAGCCUGAAGGAAAACCCCCUGAGUGCAAAAAGUGGCAGCAGCGGUGGUGUGGGAAACAGAAGGGACAAGCUGGCGGAGGGUGCCCCCUCCCAGGCCAUGCUGCGACUCCUACAAAGUGCUUUCAGCAAAAACUCACCACCAAAGCAAUCACCAACCAAGUCUCCAAGUGCAAAGGUCAACAUCCCUUAUGAAAAUUUCUACGAAGCCCUGGAAAAGCUGAACAAACCUUCCCAGCUUAAAGACACUGAGGACAGUCUAUAUAACGACUAUGUCGACGUUUUCUAUAACACCAAACCUUAUAAGCACAGAGAUGACCGCCUGCUGCAAGCUCUGGUGGACAUUCUGAAGGAGGAAAAUUAAAAUAAGUCUGUGGUCCUGAGUUGGAAAUAUUCAUGCUUCUUCCCCUUAGAUUUUGCCUGUGCCUGAGGUAGUUGUUUUUGUCAUUGAUUCUUAUGCUUAUAAUAUCCUUGGUGAUACUUUUCCUUUUUUUCCCCAAACUGGACAUUUGAAAGAGAUGGCCUCAUAUAGUAAAUCCAACUUCCUGAAUGGAUUGCAGCUCUUUCAAAGCAUCUCUUCUCUGCUGACACAAGUAAAGUGUUUGUUCUUUCUAGAGCCACAGUUCACACAUGGUCCUCAAACCACUUUAGACCAGCUUCUUGGUCCUUCCCAUUUCAUCUCUCAAAAGAAAAGUCAUAAACUGGGCAACAGAUUAAUUUAAAAAGUAAUCUGCAAGGAACGAGA